AUGCACGGCUUUACUCCGUCCUCUUCUCAACACAAAGCGCCACCAUGGGUACCUGUGUUCUCUCCGACGGAUAUUCUUCGCUAUAAGCCUGUGGUUGUGCUUGUGGACCGUUGUGUGUCGUUAACCUGGAUUCUUUUUAUGUGGGGCGAAGACAUAGUGCAAAUGCGACUUAUGCAACUUACGUUCGGUUUUGCUUUAGCUGCAGAAGUUGCGUACUACUCAUAA
Molecule: messenger RNA, 225 nt
Organism: Angiostrongylus costaricensis
Lineage: Eukaryota; Metazoa; Nematoda; Chromadorea; Rhabditida; Metastrongylidae
Source: the annotation of a GenBank genome assembly